This is a messenger RNA of Balaenoptera acutorostrata (minke whale), 3690 nucleotides long. It is a transcript of the gene GNL1, whose product is annotated as G protein nucleolar 1 (putative). The transcript has 12 exons. The record is from RefSeq and is a predicted model, not a curated record. NCBI's taxonomy places the organism in Eukaryota, Metazoa, Chordata, Mammalia, Artiodactyla, Balaenopteridae. Gene Ontology annotation, molecular function: GTPase activity; GTP binding. Bases 137 to 1960 code for a protein of 607 amino acids.
GGCCCGCCCGCUGACGUCACCUUCCAGUCCCGCCCCCUCCAGUGUCCCGGGCCCUUGCGGCGGGGGCUGGCCCGGGGGGAGUCAGUUGAAGCGGCGGGAGCUCGGCGAAGGGCGGGCCAGGUGACUGGUCCGGGCCAUGCCGAGGAAGAAGCCUUUCAGCGUGAAGCAGAAGAAGAAGCAGUUGCAGGACAAGCGGGAGCGGAAGCGAGGGCUUCAAGAUGGGCUGCGAUCCAGUUCCAACAGCCGCAGCGGGAGCCGGGAGCGGCGGGAGGAGCAGACGGACACCUCGGACGGGGAGUCUGUGACCCAUCACAUCCGCAGGCUCAACCAGCAGCCUUCCCAGGGGCUGGGCUCACGAGGCUAUGACCCAAAUCGAUACCGGCUGCAUUUUGAACGAGACAGCCGCGAGGAGGUGGAGAGGAGAAAGAGAGCAGCCCGGGAGCAAGUGCUACAGCCCAUCAGUGCUGAGCUGCUGGUGUUGGACAUCUGGGAGGUCUAUCAGCCCGGCUCCGUCCUGGACUUUCCCCGACGUCCUCCUUGGAGCUAUGAGAUGUCCAAGGAGCAACUGAUGAGCCAGGAGGAACGGAGCUUCCAGGAGUAUCUUGGGAAGAUUCAUGGGGCUUACACCUCAGAGAAACUCAGCUACUUUGAGCACAAUCUGGAGACGUGGAGGCAGCUGUGGCGAGUAUUAGAGAUGUCUGACAUUGUUCUGCUAAUUACUGAUAUCCGACAUCCAGUUGUGAAUUUCCCACCAGCACUUUAUGAGUACGUGACUGGAGAGCUAGGGCUGGCCCUGGUGCUGGUCCUGAACAAGGUGGAUCUGGCCCCGCCAGCUCUCGUGGUUGCCUGGAAGCAUUAUUUCCAUCAACACUAUCCCCAGCUCCACAUUGUUCUUUUCACCUCUUUUCCUCGGGAUCCCCGCACCCCACAGGACCCUAGCAGUGUCUUGAAGAAGAGUCGGAGGCGGGGGAGAGGAUGGACUCGGGCUCUGGGGCCGGAGCAGCUGCUGAGAGCCUGUGAAGCUAUCACUGCGGGGAAAGUGGACCUGAGCAGCUGGCGGGAGAAGAUUGCCCGGGAUGUGGCUGGAGCCACCUGGGGUAAUGGCUCCGGGGAGGAGGAGGAAGAGGAGGAUGGGCCAGCCGUCCUGGUGGAGCAGCAGACUGACUCAGCGAUGGAGCCAGCAGGCCCCACACGGGAGCGCUACAAGGAUGGGGUGGUGACCAUCGGCUGUGUGGGUUUCCCCAAUGUGGGCAAGUCCUCGCUGAUCAACGGGCUGGUGGGGCGGAAGGUCGUGAGUGUCUCCAGAACCCCGGGCCACACCCGAUACUUUCAGACCUACUUUCUGACCCCCUCCGUGAAGCUCUGUGACUGUCCAGGCCUCAUAUUCCCCUCGCUUCUGCCCAGGCAGUUGCAGGUCCUGGCAGGGGUCUACCCCAUCGCCCAAAUCCAGGAGCCAUACACCGCUGUGGGCUACCUGGCCUCCCGGGUCCCUGUGCAGGCCCUGCUCCACCUGCGCCACCCAGAGGCCGAGGACCCCUCCGCAGAACACCCGUGGUGUGCCUGGGACAUCUGUGAAGCCUGGGCAGAGAAACGUGGUUACAAGACAGCCAAGGCGGCCCGAAAUGAUGUGUACAGAGCGGCCAAUAGCCUCCUGCGGCUGGCACUGGAUGGCCGCCUCAGCCUGUGUUUUCAGCCCCCAGGCUACAGCGAGCAGAAAGGCACCUGGGAGUCCCACCCAGAGACCAUGGAGCUGGUGGUUUUGCAGGGCAGGGUGGGGCCAGCAGGUGACGAGGAGGAGGAGGAGGAGGAAGAGCUGAGCAGCUCCUGUGAGGAGGAGGGAGAGGAGGACCGGGAUGCGGAUGAGGAGGGGGAAGGGGAUGAGGACACCCCAACCUCAGCUCCAGGGUCCAGCCUGGCCGCCCGAAACCCUUACGCCCUGCUGGGCGAGGACGAGUGCUGAGUCCCUGCCCUGCUCCAUCUCCCCACCUCCCCGCCCAUAUCUUUGCUUUUGGACUGACCUGGGGGUCUCUCCCGUCUGCCACCCCAAUUGUGAAUAAAGAUUGUCUGCUUUGUAGCCCCUUCCCCAGAUGGACUGAGGUGAGAGCAGCUGUCUCAGGCUGACAGCUGUGGGAGGCUCCGCUGCUUUUCUCCCUUCUUUUUUCGUGCAUUCUCUCUGCAAAGGAAGAGUUCUCUUAGGAGUUAAUUCAGUGGGUUCUAAGGCCUGAAACCCGCUUCCUCUGCUCACUCUCCCACUUGCACCUUACGAACCCCGUCAUCAACAUGGGGAGGGGAGGUCACUUCAGGCUUUUGAGGCCUGGUCUAAAUUCAGCCCCCUUUGGGAAUUUGUGUCAGUCUCUCUGGGAUUGGAGCAGCCCCCUGUGCCCCCCCUGCUGUCAGACCUGGGUUAUACGAGGAGCUUCUGGGAGAAGAAGCAGUAAGAGAAGAUGUCACAGCUGAUGUCUCCAAGUGAGAUAUUUACAGGAUUUAUUCAAAUUCAACAAAUAUUUAUUGAGGUCUGACUGUGUGUCUGGACUUACGCUAAGCACUGAACAUAUAAAGCUGCACAAACAGGCCUGACUUAAAUAUACUGCCUGGCCGUGAUCAAGACCCCAUUAAUCAGGCAUCUAGCUUUUUGGAUUAAGAUGGGUGUAUAAUGUCCUCCAAAUCCUUAGGGCUCAUAUAGUAUAACUCUAGAACUUCCUGUUGAUGGAGGUAUUUAGUUAAGACUCGAUGCUUGUGAAAAUGUUACUUAAACGUGUAUGAGUAGUCUUAAUUACUGGCAAAAAAGUAGCAUGCACAUUUAUGAUUUGAGCAGAAGAGCCCUUUGAGUGCAGUGUCAAGUUUAACUAGUUAAAAGCCUGUAACACUAGGGGGUACUAGAUUCAUAGGGGAGGGCAUAGAGCCAGCUUCCUGAAUCCCACUUACCCUGGUUAGAGAUGGAGCCAAGGAAACCCAGUGCAGGUUCUUAGCUGGCUUACAGUGUCAGGCACAUUUCAGCAGGGGUCAGGUCUCUUGUGAGUCAGGGCACUUUAGGCCUUGCUGUACUUCUCCCUUGUCAAGCAAGCAGCUGGACUCCUAGAUUUAAUUCUUGGAGAAAAGGAAGAAUGGGCUUUGGUUUAUUGGCUGCCACAAUGUUGUCUGGGUCAGGUGGUAGCAAAAAGUGUUGUUUGAUAGGUUAGCCGUUAGGUGUAGGGGUGAGGAGAAGAGGGCGUGCCAGAUUCCUCUCUUCACUCUAAAGCAUUCUAUUCAGGUUCUGGGUCUUGGGCCAGUUUCUGUAAUUCCAGCAGAGACCCUGUCACCCCAGGAGCAAAAGAGGCUGAGGUGUUUGGGCCACACAUUUCCUCCAGUUCCCCCCUCCACUGGUCCCAGUGAGGGCAUAAAUCCUGGAAUUUGCACUCCAAUGCAAAGUUUAAAUACUACCAGCAUGUGAAUAUGCCUGAAGGUUGCCCAAAAUGUGCCGUAAAAGAGAAAAAGUUUCAGUGGAGAGAAAAACCCACCUGUCUCCCAUCUUGGGCUUUUUACCCUCAGGGCUGGGUCUUUUGAUGGAAGAAAGAGGACCCCGACUCAGCAUCCUCUGAAGGUUCAUGAUGAUCAGGGAAGCACAGGGGCCUUCUUUGCUGCUAGAGGUGGGUUGGGGACGUUGGAAUCAUCUCAAAAAGUGGAGAAAAGAAAAAUCAGAUUCUGUUUGUA